This is a messenger RNA of Rhipicephalus microplus (southern cattle tick), 1170 nucleotides long. RefSeq names its product putative nuclease HARBI1. The record is from RefSeq and is a predicted model, not a curated record. NCBI's taxonomy places the organism in Eukaryota, Metazoa, Arthropoda, Arachnida, Ixodida, Ixodidae.
CAACACCAUCCACGAGGUGACGGAGGCGAUCAUUACCGUGGCUGCUAGAAAAAGGGUGGUGGACUUCCCACUGACCACAGUUGCCAAGGAUGAGGCGAAGGCGGAGUUUGCACGACGUGGUUGCAUCCCAGGCGUGCUGGCGUGUGUCGACGGCACGUUGGUCGCCAUUCGCAAGCCAGAGAGAUACAGCCUGGCCGACACGGCGAGUUUCAUGUCCAGAAAGGGCUAUUAUGCCCUGAACGUCAUGAUCGUGUGCAACACGCGGCUGCGCAUCCUUGUCGUGGACUCACGAUUCCCAUGUUCGUGCCACGACUCCUGGGUUUGGGAACACAACCCUUUGCGUUCACGCCUAGCUGCACAGCUGCAGCCUGGCGAAUAUCUGCUUGGAGACGCAGGGUAUCCCCUCGAGCCAUGGCUCCUCGUUCCAGUCCCUGGCAGUCACCCCGGCAACACCUCCGAAGGCCGAUUCAACAAGGAGCACGCAUCCAUGCGCAAUGUUGUGGAAAGAUGUAUCGGAGUGUUGAAGAGCAAGUUCCGCUGCUUGCAGCACUUUCGAACGAUGCUCUACAACCCCGAUCGAGCAGGGCGAAUUAUUUAUGCCUGCGCUGCUCUCCACAACAUUGCAUUGGACGCGGGGGACUGGACCUUGGAUGAGUAUGUUGGGGACAUGCCACCAGCUGAGGAUGACGAUGGGGAGCCAGGAGAGAGCCAUGUGCUCACACCCCGCAACGUGCUGCUCAGAGGACAGCAGCAGCGCAGCGCUGUCGUGGGCCUUUUUUGAAGUGCACAGGAACGCGAGGGCCCUCAGCCAUGGCCCGCUCCAAGGAUUGGACCACCUGCAGGAUGCUCUCCUGUGCUGCUGCCGGCCGCUCCUGUGCUGCGGCCGCCCCCUCCUGUGCUGCUGCCAUACGCCGCGCUAGAGAUGUUAUGUGGAAGGCUGACCUUUUGAUCCCCCGCACCGCCUGCAAUGAAUCAUCAUGGUGGAAAUGUUUGCAUGAGCUGCUGAAGAACUCUCGACCAUCUCGUGGCUCGAAGCUGCUGCUGCGAAGAAUUGCAACGUGAACAACAAUUUCCCCUCAGUUGAAAAUUCAUUGGCCUGGUGGCAUCCUUUGAAAGUGUGAAGCUUCGUGUACAAGCUAUGCCCUCUUCGUUUGGAUCAACAAACAAUUG